Cydia fagiglandana is the source of this 4287-nucleotide messenger RNA. Its product is annotated as dual specificity protein phosphatase 13B-like. Gene Ontology annotation, cellular component: cytoplasm. The transcript is spliced from 5 exons. Gene Ontology annotation, biological process: negative regulation of MAPK cascade; protein dephosphorylation. Lineage: Eukaryota; Metazoa; Arthropoda; Insecta; Lepidoptera; Tortricidae. Gene Ontology annotation, molecular function: protein tyrosine/serine/threonine phosphatase activity; MAP kinase phosphatase activity. Bases 151 to 810 code for a protein of 219 amino acids. The record is from RefSeq and is a predicted model, not a curated record.
CACAUCGUAAUUGAUAAUUUACAUUAUUUGCCAUUAGUUUAAUAGUAUAUUCUGUUUAUUCUCAUAAAGUAAUACACAAUUCCGCGCUGUCGACGCUUUUGGAAAUAAAAAGGCAUUCAGCUAUUAAAUUAAAUUAUAACUCCUACAAAAAUGAGCUACAGGGACACGGCUGUUCAGCAGUGCACAUUGUUUCCGAGACACAAAUACUGUGCUGCUAAUGAACAACGGGUAGGAUCCUACCUGCGAACGCUAAUGAGUUUCGGCUCGUCCUCGUCGAUGUCCAUGCUGAGCUCGCUGAGCGCGUACCGGCGGCCGAUGGACGUGCACUCCUACAGCCCGACGCCGGACGUUAAUGAGGUGUAUCCUGGACUGUACGUGGGGGAUGCGGUGGCCGCAAAAGACAAGGCGUUCCUCCGCCGGAUGGGCAUCAACUACGUGCUCAACACCGCCGAGGGCAAGCGGUACACACAGGUCGACACCGACCAUCUCUACUACCGAGACUGCCCCGGCCUGCGGUACAAGGGCUUCCCGAUGAUGGACUUGCCAACCACAGACAUAUCCAAGUAUUUCCACAUCGCUGCCAACUUUAUCGACGAGGGCAUUUCUAGAGGAGGUCGCGUGCUCGUCCACUGCUUCAUGGGCGUGUCCCGGUCGGCGACCUGCGCCAUCGCCUUUCUCAUGAUCAAGCGCAACAUGUCCCUGACGGAGGCGCUGGCGACCGUGCGCGCGCGCCGCGACAUCCACCCCAACGAGGGCUUCCUGCGCCAACUCCAGGCGCUCGACAGGGACCUGCGCCUCCGCCUCCGCUGACCCAGAACCCCCUUCGCCUACCACAGCCUCUCCUGCGACCUGAGGCUGCCUCAUCGCGUCCGGAGCCUCGACCGCUCCUACAGCCAUCACUAUUAACGCGAAUUUCGACUGGACUUUGAGGUUUUACCAGUGAUUGUGAGAUUUAAACUGUUUUCAGUUUCAUAAAUUCGAAUUAACAAUAGUCCAUGUUAACCGUGCACUCUAUUUUUAGAGUUGAAUUGUGAUUUUUAGAGUCAUCGUUGAUAUCGUAUGCCAUUUUAUUUUUGAGCCAAAGGUAAUUAUUUUUAUAGUAUGAUCUGUUGUAGUAUAAGUAAAGUUAUGUCCAGUAUCAGUAAAUAAUAUAAGAUGUUAAAACUUCUUUAAAUUAGAGUACAUUAUUAUAUAAAUGAUAUUUAUUCAACAAAAUAGUACAAGUCUUCUAGCCUUAAGUCAUAAAAUGACUCUUAUAUGUUGUAUGUAAAGUAAAUGCGCUUGUUAAGGGCAAGUUUAUUUUUAUAGCAGUAAAUUAUUGCUUCAAGACUGGGUAUUAAGGGGCCUGUCCUAUUUGUCCCGACUUCGCAUUGAAUGUGCUCUUGUCAUUGUAUACAUAUUAACACCUAGGUAAUCUACCUUUAUUUUGGCAAAUAAAAAAAACAACAGGGCAAUCAACCUCACUGAUAGACCAAAAAAAUGCUAUACGAAAAAAAACACAAAAGGAGAAUUAUGUAUCUUGUAAGAUACGUAGCCAAUAAAAGGGUUAUUGGGCGCUGCCAAUGUCGCCUUGUUUUUGAAAUGAUUUGAAAAGGCACAUACAAAUAAUUUCAUGACAAGUUAUGGAUUUGAUGAGAAGUUAUAGAACUCAACUUGCUCAAAUGGAAGUAACACGCAGCGUGUUCACGAAAAUAGGAAUAAUUCCCAUCCAUGGCAGUGACAUCAGGGAAAACUAAAGUCUGUGUUUAGGAAAACAAGAAAACUAAGCAUAAAUGUGAAGCUAGGACAAAUUGGAAUUGGGCACUUGUGCAACACGAUAGCUGUCUAAAGUAAUGGACGUGUUUAACAGUAUUUAGUUCAGCGUGUCAUUGUCUCGGCGAGUGUCACGGCGCGCGGGCACAUUGUCCGCUGCCAGCGUGACAGUUGGCUGCACAUUCGUGUCGUUAAAGCUCUAUUUUAGAUACCACGAAACAGGUCAUAAUACUCAUAAUCAAGAUCUUUGCACUAUGGUUGCCCCGUGGAUAUUGUUGGCCCUAUGAAAUAAAAUAGCAAAGAUUCACUCAUUGUAUUAGAUGUGUAAAGUCUAAGACAAAUUUAUGCUUCGAAUUUAACGGGUAGAUGGCGCUAUACAGCUUCGUUGAAUAUGCGGUAAUUCCCUCCAAGGGUAAUUCCCGUUGUCAAACGUUGACGUUUGAAAAAUGCAGCUACAGCGCCAUACUCACUUUUUUUAGCUUCAGUGCGUAUAUAGGUACCUCUUUGUAUAUAUGGUGCUUCAAAUCUUGUAACUUAAAUUUGAACCACUUCCACUGUCUGAUUGAGCUGAAAUUUCGUAUACUUCCACAUUUCCGAUGACAAUGCAAUAAUAUGCUAACAAGGAGCUGAUCUGAUGAUGCAGUCGGAAGGUAGCCAAAGGAACUCUUCGAAACACUUUCGAGUUUAGGCUCAUUUGAAAGGUCUCGAGAAGUACUUGAUAGACAUGCCAAGGAAAGAAAGUACAGUCGGCAAUAAAAGUGUGUAUUAAAAAAUAUUUUGGACGGUUAAAUACUUGUUUACACAUUCUAAUAUAAUCAAUGAAUAUUUGGUAAUAUACAAUGCUGUUAGAGAUUUUAAAUUUUAAGCCCGCGGUUUAUUGUACAAUUUGGUCUUUUGUGCAAAGUUUAGUUAUUUGUACCUUACAUGUUGAAUUGUUAAGUUUUAAGUAAAGCUAUUUUUGUCUCGCUUAUUUAACCUAUUUAUGAAAUUUUAUCAUUAGAUUCUAUAAUAUGAAACUGAGUUUCAGUGCAAUAUUACAUUACAAAAGCACCAAGGGAAGCUAAUAUGUGAUAGUUGAUAAGAAUAAUAACAGUAUAUUUUGAAAAUAAAGGUACUUCUAUGUUUAUAAAGAUUACAAUCACAGACUAAUAUUUUUGUUAACACAUUUAUUUAUCUUGCCGGAGAUGUGUCAGAACAAUAUAGAAGUAUGAUAGUGUUAAGCAGUUUGCUUGUAACUGUGAUAAACAUUGUAUUGUAGUCGGAAGUGGGUUGCUUUAAUGAUUUAGGUCUUACCCAUGUUAUAGUAAUGUUCGACACACUUCUCAUAGCCUAGUUGAAAGAUAUUUAUAAGAGGCACUUCUUACAUUACAUUUUAUGGCUAGUUAUAAUGUUAUGGAGGAAAAACUUAGGAAGUGGUAAUGGACAUUAAUAAAAGUCAAAUUAACAACACCUGAUCUCAAGUUCUGUCAUUGUGAUCUAUGUACCAAAUUGUGAUCAAAAACCGUUUUGCAUCAGAAAUAGGAACUGAGUGGAACUUUACAUAGGCCUCCUGGGUCCCUGAGGUCUUUUUUAUAAAGUAUUUAAUCCAAAUGGAAUAUAAUAAGGUUCCAAAUUCAAAACUGCAAUAAUGACAAGGGGGACUCAGGAGGAUAGAGUUAAAAUUUCAAAACAUUGUACAUCUCAUCACAAUGGCUUAAAAUGGAGUGGCUAAAGCAUAAAUGAUUGAGAUUUAUAGUAAAAGUGCCACUUCCAAGGUGCCUUUGCUAGUAUUUUGUCUAUCACAAUUUUUCUCUGGAUUAUAGCUAUGAUUGAUAUGAGGUAACUUAAGGGGGCUUGUUGGUUGCUUAAAGCCCUUAAAUAAAAUAUGAAUUUAUUUGUUUUCAAACUAACAUAAAAGUAACUUUUGUUUUUAAAGUUAGCCUCUUGAACAAGGGUUGGAACAAGAGGCAGAUUAUGACUAUGGAGCUACCUUCAAAUCAGCUACCUUGCUUUCUAAGAUUGAAAAUUUACAUUAACAUCUUAAAGGCCUUAAAACUGGGCUAAUCAACUUUUUCUUGUCAUGAGAUGCCGUUGUUAUGAUGUACCUUAAUAAAAACCAUAAUUAAAAAUAAAACAUUCUAUUUUGUGGCAGUUAUACAGCCCUUUCAAUUAUGGGCCAGCUACUAAACAUGUUAGUUUUGUCUUAAAACAUUUUUUCUAAGAAUCUUACUGUGAUCAUCUGGCUGACAGGAUGGAAUAACAAGGAAUAACUGAUCAAACCAGAAAAUCAGGAAUUGAAUUGUGAGUGAUGUCUAUAACUUGUUUUAAUUGGUGACAAUACAGCCUGUGUUGGGUCUAGUCUUGUAAACUGUUUGAUCUAUUGUAAAUUCUACUGAUAUCAUUAAGAGUAGGGACCUGAGUUUUAAUUGUAAAAGGAAUAAUUCUAUAAUACUCUGUUUAUCAUUGAGGUUGAUGGAUAUAUUCUUAACAUUUUAGGAUAUGAUAUAUUCAAGAUGAUGUAUAUGUACUGAAAAUAAAAGUAUUUUAUUUCGGAAA